ACCGUAGACCAUUCAAUUCGAUAUUUCUUAGCAUAGUAUUUAUCAUCUCUCCAUUGACUUGUUAGCAAUAGCAUAGUUGAGCAAAGAACUAGAUCUUCUAUUCCUGACUCAAAUAGCCUUGUGAAUCACUGAGAUCCUUUUUGCUUGUUUGUUUGUGUUCAAUUAAUUGAUUAAUAUCAUGGCAGCACAGCAUUCUGUUGGUGGGGCAUUUCUAUCGUCUGUGUUUCAAGAGAUUCACCGGAGGUUAGCUUUAACAAGAUAUUACAGAAACUACUACGAUGAAGAGGUGGCGAAAAAGCUAGAAAUCACACUGAGUUCUAUCAAUGAAGUUCUGGAUGAUGCAGAGACAAAGCAGUAUCAAAACCCAGAUGUGAAGAAAUGGCUUGAUGAUCUCCAACAUGAGGUAUACGAAUUAGAGCAACUACUGGAUCUGAUUUCUACUGAUGCUCUGCAACGAAAGGGCACAGUACAACGCUUUGUUUCAGGUUUUAUAAAACGAUCUCCAUAUAAAGUAUUGCUACAGAGGCUACAGUUUCUUGCAUGGCAAAAGGUUAUAUUAGGACUUCAAGAAGAAGCAACUCGUGAUAAUCAUGUAUGGGAGAAUCUAUCAACUACUAGAUCUUUGGUGGAUGAAUCUUCCAUAUAUGGUAGAUAUCAUGAGAAAGAGGAAAUAAUCCAUUUUUUACUUGCAAAUAGUGACAAUGACAACCAGGUAUCCAUAAUAAGUAUAUUGGGUCUGGGUGGGAUGGGUAAGACAACCCUUGCCCAGCUAGUUUUCAAUGACCACAGGAUGACGGAGCAAUUCGAAAUUAAAGCUUGGGCCAAUGUUUCGGAAUCUUUUGAUCUUGUUGGUCUCACCCAAUCAAUUCUCUGGUCCUUUCAAUCAUUUCAAUCCCAUAAUGAAGACUUGGAAAUACUCCAACAUCAAUUGCAACAGUGUCUAACGGGCAAGAGAUAUUUGCUUGUUCUAGAUGAUAUUUGGAGCAAAGAUGGGAAUAUGUGGGAGCAUUUACUACUUCCUUUUAGCCGUGGAUCUUCUCAAGGUAAGGUCAUCGUCACAACGCGUGAUAAGGAAGUAGCAUCAAUCAUGGGAUCCACGCGCCUACUUCAUUUAAAGCAAUUGGAGGAGAGUGACUCUUGGAGUUUAUUUGUGAAAGAUGCUUUUCUAGGUAGGAAUGUCGAUCAAUAUCCAAAUCUUGAAUUGAUAGGCAAGAAAAUAGUAGAAAAGUGUGGAGGGGUGCCUUUAGCUCUGAAAACAUUGGGGAUUAUCUUGCAAACAAAAUUAUCUCAAUCUGAAUGGGUUGAGAUAUUGGAGACUGAUUGGUGGCAUUUACCCAAGAGUAACAGCAACAUUAACUCCAUACUGAGAUUGAGUUACCUUAACCUCCCUUCCAAUGUGAAACGUUGUUUUGCUUAUUGUUCUAUAUUUCCCAAGGGCUAUGAGUUUGACAAGGGUGAAUUAAUCAAGCUUUGGAUGGCAGACGGUUUGCUCAAGUGUUGGGGAAGACACAAUAGCGAAGAAGAGUUAGGUAAUGAGUUCUUCAAUCAUCUAGUGUCGAUAUCAUUUUUCCAACAAUCAGUAAUGCCAACACGGACUGGUAAGUACUACUUCAUCAUGCAUAAUAUUGUCAAUGAUUUGGCGAAAUCAGUUUCAGGAGAAUCCCGCUUACGAAUAGAGGGUGACAAUGUGCAAGAUAUCCCUGAAAGGACGCGUCACAUCUGGUGCUGCCUUGAUUUGAAAGACGGUGAUAGAAAACUAGAGCAUAUUAGUAAAAUUGAGGGACUGCACGGUUUAAUGGUAGAAGCACAGGGCUAUGGUGACCAACGCUUUAAGAUAAGCACCAAUGUGCAGCAAAAUUUGUUUUCAAGACUAAAAUAUUUGCGGAUGUUGUCUUUCUCUGGUUGCAAUCUCUUAGAACUAGCUGAUGAAAUAAGAAAUUUAAAGCUUUUGCGCUAUCUAGACCUUUCUUACACUGAGAUUACAAGCUUACCUAAUUCCAUUUGUAUGCUGUAUAAUUUGCAUACACUCUUAUUGCAACAUUGUUUUAAACUGACUGAGCUCCCUUCAGAGUUUUACAAACUCAUCAAUUUACGUUAUCUUAAUUUGGAAGGCACUCGUAUGAAAAAGAUGCCAAUGAAGAUAGGAAGGUUAAACAAUCUUCAGAUGCUGACUGAUUUUGUUGUGGGAGAGCAGUGUGGAUUUGAUAUUAAGCAGUUCGCGGAACUCAACCAUCUUCAAGGAAGGCUUCAAAUUUCUGGGUUGGAAAAUGUCAUUGAUCCAGCAGAUGCCGUGGCAGCAAAUUUGGAAGAUAAGCAACAUUUAGAAGAAUUAAGUAUGUCAUACGGUGAAUGGAGAGAAAUGGAUGGCUUAAUAACGACAUCACAUGCCUCUGUCUUGGAGGCUCUUCAACCAAAUAGAAAGCUCAUGAGGCUCACCAUCAAAAGCUACAGAGACAGCAGCUUACCAAAUUGGCUUGGGGAUCGUCAUUUACCCAAUUUAGUAUCUCUUGAAUUGUUGGGAUGUAAACUUCGUUCCCAGAUGCCACCACUUGGGCAGUUCCCCUCUCUCAAGAAGCUUUGCAUUUCAGGCUGUGAUGGAAUAAAGAUCAUUGGUACAGAGUUUUACGGCUCUAAUUCAUCAAAUGUUCCAUUUAGAUCACUUGAAACUUUGCGGUUUGAGCACAUGUCUGAAUGGAAGGAAUGGUUAUGUCUUGAAUGUUUCCCAUUGCUUCAAGAGCUUUGUAUAAAACAUUGUCACAAGUUGAAAAGUGCCCUGCCUCAACACCUUCCUUCUUUGCAAAAAUUGGAGAUUAUUGAUUGCGAAUUGUUGGAGGCUUCAAUUCCCAAGGCUGAUAAUAUCAGUGAGCUAGAACUAAAGAGAUGUGAUGAAAUUUUGAUAAAUGAAUUGCCAUCCAGCUUGAAAAAGGUCUUUCUUUGUGGAACUCGGGUCAUUCAAUCUUCACUAGAGAAAAUUAUAUUGAACAGUGCCUUUCUUGAAGAGUUGGAAGUUGUAGACUUCUUUUGUCCAAAUCUAGAAUGGUCAUCUUUGGAUUUUCUUAGCUGUAAUUAUCUUCACACUCUAACUAUGACAUGUUGGCACGCUUCAUCCUUGCCUUUUGCACUACACUUGUUCACCAAUCUUAAUUCUCUCGUGUUGUAUGAUAGUCCAUGGCUGGAAUCGUUUUUCGGGAGGCAGUUGCCUUCCAACUUAUCCAGCCUCAGAAUAGAAAGAUGCCCUAAAUUGAUGGCUUCGAGAGAGGAGUGGGGUUUGUCACAACUCAAGUCUCUGAAACAAUUCAGUGUUAGUGAUGAUUUUGAAAUCUUGGAGUCCUUUUCGGAGGAUGGUUUGCUGCCAACAACUAUAAACUCUCUUGAAUUGAUAAACUGUUCGAACCUAAGAAUAAUAAACUACAAUUGUCUUCUCCACCUCACUUCACUUGAAUAUCUAUAUAUUGAAGACUGCCCUUGUCUUGAAAGCUUACCAGAGGAGGGUCUACCCAGCUCCCUUUCUACUUUGUCCAUUCAUGAUUGUCCAUUAAUUAAGCAGCUGUACCAAAAGGAGGGAGGCGAGCGUUGGCGUACAAUUAGUCACAUCCCUUCUGUGACAAUUUCCUGAUUGGUGGCUGAGAUGAUGAUAGGUUAUUGUAGUCAGUGCACGGUGAUUGUGAUAUAUGAUGCAAUGGUGUUUGAUGAAUGGCACGACCACUGCUCUCACGUGCAACCAGAAGCGGUGGCUGUUUGUUCAACUGCCACAAAGCUCAGGCAUGGUCCAAUCGUAAGCUCCGCAUUUGGAUUAUUUUUAAUUUUAAUUUUCCAUAUAGAGACUCUUUUAUUCUUGAGAUUUUGUAUCCCUUUUUUGGGGUCUCUUUAGCAUUAAUUGUCAUUUUUUCAUUAUGUGUCUGCCAAGUUACGAAAAAACCUGAGACUAGACAAACGAUAUAGGAGAAUAACUUGCGCCGACCAAUUAUGCUUAUAUGAACCUUCAAAAGGAGACACAAUUUGCAGAAGUGUAUCCGAAAAUACUAACAACAAAAACAUAUGAUCUUAUUGAGAAACAGUGACAUUUUGUAGGAAUUGAGAGCUAUUUGCAGAAGUAUAUCCGAAAAUACUAACAACAGAAACAUAGGAUCUCUCCUUUAGUAAUUAAUCAACUUAUCAUGUACCUAUUUACAGUUUGGUUAUUUAUUAUAAAUUUGUUCAGAUACAGUAUUGAUGUUUAUGACUGAAGCGACUUUGUUUGUUGCAUUCUGCUUCAAUCGGAUAUUUCAAUUAUUUACUAUAUCAUAAAAUAAUCUCUAAAAUCUGAUCAACAAGCUUAGUUAUGUGCUUUAUUGAUAACUUCAGUUUAAUAUUUACUGACAAAAUUUUCUUACUUCUCUCUAUGUUAGCUUUGAAUUUUAGUUUUUAGUUUUUUGAAGGACUCAAAUUUUUACUACUAUUGAGCAAUCUUUUAUUUAAGAGAUUAAAGGAUAUGCAAUUUUAGUGUAAAGUUGUUUCACAUUGGCAUCAAUUUGCCUUUUCUUUUUUUGAUUGGUUGUUGGUCUAAAAUAACUUUACACUCAUGUUUUUUUUUUUCGGUUACCUUUACACUCAUAAUUGUGACAGUGAAUGUUCUUUAAUCUCUUUAUUUGACCUCUUAAAAAAAAACUCUAUUUGAAAAAAAAAGUGAUUCAUAUUAACAGUUUGAAGUUUCUAAUGUUUUUUCCUGUCUGUUUUUAAUGCAGCAUAUUCUUUUUAGACAUGAAUUUCUUGAAAGAACUGAUUAAGCACACACCACUAACCAAGCACCAACUUCAAAUUAUAAACAGCAGGGUAAUCUUGUAAGGCCUCAAAGAGAAGCCAAAAGAAAGGUCAUCCCUAAUGAUUUUAUGGACACAAGUUAGUUGAAUUGAAGCUCUUGUCUUACAAAGUUUCAACAAAAUGGACAAGAGAAAUGGUUGAUUUUGUUACCACUCUACCCCAUAAUUGUCUCCUUAUAAACACAAACAUGAACUUUGCUUGUUUUUUAGUGGUUGGUUAGCAUUGCCAGGAAAAUUUUACGAAGAUAUUCCAAAACAAUAUUGGGAUUCAUGUGGUAGCCCCUAUAAUUGGGGAGUUCUCUUUGAAUGAAAAACAAACAGACAAGUCGAUGUCUAGGAAGUGAUUCCAAUAUGUUAUACUCUCUAUGGAACAAAUAAUAUUGUGAUAAGCUUCAUUCCAUGGUGCAUUAUCAUUGGUCAUUAGUUAGAGCGUUUUGGAAUUAUAUAAUAGUGUGAUAAGCAAGAUAGAGGAAGGAAACAAGUACUAUCAUGCCAAAACUUUGUCACAAACUGCACACUCUCAUAGACAUCAAGUUUAUUAUAUACUAGAUUAUAUCUUUCUAGAAGGAA
Molecule: messenger RNA, 5369 nt
Organism: Trifolium pratense (red clover)
Lineage: Eukaryota; Viridiplantae; Streptophyta; Magnoliopsida; Fabales; Fabaceae
Product: putative disease resistance RPP13-like protein 1
Exons: 2
Coding region: 179-3616 (1145 amino acids)
Biological process (GO): defense response to other organism
Molecular function (GO): protein binding; ADP binding
Source: RefSeq, a predicted model, not a curated record